Fusarium oxysporum Fo47 is the source of this 1827-nucleotide messenger RNA. RefSeq names its product mitogen-activated serine/threonine-protein kinase SLT2. Gene Ontology annotation, biological process: protein phosphorylation; intracellular signal transduction. Gene Ontology annotation, cellular component: nucleus; cytoplasm. The coding region runs from base 278 to 1534 and encodes 418 amino acids. NCBI's taxonomy places the organism in Eukaryota, Fungi, Ascomycota, Sordariomycetes, Hypocreales, Nectriaceae. Gene Ontology annotation, molecular function: ATP binding; MAP kinase activity. The transcript is spliced from 5 exons. The record is from RefSeq and is a predicted model, not a curated record.
CAGCAGCUGAGGGAGCUAUUUCCCAUUCCACUCGUUCAAUCCGCGGGACCCAACCAACCAGCAACAUAAGGUACAUACAUAUAUCGCAAAGACGGCGCUGACUGUUUCUUUGUCUUAUUCUUACACAGCAUUUCUAACUUUUCAUCUUUAUAUACCUUGUCCUUCCCUAUAAAGUUCACUCCCCAACCGACGCAAACGGUUGUUCCUCUUGACCAAACCUUGUCGCAUUCGAAGCUUCUAUCUGCCCCGCAUCCAAGAUCAUAUCAGGACAGACACCAUGUCGGACCUCCAAGGACGGAAGGUCUUCAAGGUCUUUAACCAGGACUUUAUUGUCGACGAGCGCUACACGGUCACCAAGGAGCUUGGACAGGGAGCCUACGGUAUCGUCUGUGCCGCCGUUAACAACCAAACCAACGAGGGCGUCGCCAUCAAGAAGGUCACCAAUGUCUUCAGUAAGAAGAUCCUCGCCAAGCGCGCUCUGCGCGAGAUAAAGCUGCUUCAGCACUUCCGAGGCCACCGCAACAUCACAUGUUUGUACGACAUGGACAUUCCUCGACCCGAUAACUUCAACGAGACGUAUCUGUACGAGGAGCUGAUGGAGUGUGAUUUGGCUGCUAUCAUUCGAUCUGGCCAGCCUCUUACCGAUGCCCAUUUCCAAUCCUUUAUCUACCAGAUCCUUUGUGGUCUCAAGUACAUUCACUCCGCCAAUGUGCUCCACCGAGAUCUCAAGCCCGGAAACUUGCUCGUCAAUGCCGACUGUGAGCUCAAGAUUUGUGAUUUCGGUCUUGCCCGAGGUUUCUCAGUCGAUCCCGAGGAGAAUGCAGGAUACAUGACCGAGUACGUUGCUACCCGAUGGUACCGUGCGCCCGAGAUCAUGUUGAGCUUCCAGAGCUACACCAAAGCGAUUGAUGUUUGGUCUGUUGGUUGUAUUCUUGCUGAGUUGUUGGGUGGCCGACCUUUCUUCAAGGGCCGUGACUACGUCGACCAGCUCAACCAGAUUCUUCACAUUCUUGGAACUCCUAACGAAGAGACCCUCUCUCGCAUUGGCUCACCCCGUGCUCAGGAAUACGUUCGCAACCUACCUUUCAUGCCCAAGAAGCCAUUCCCUAGCCUGUUCCCUCAGGCCAACCCUGACGCUCUCGACCUUCUCGACAAGAUGCUCGCCUUCGACCCCUCAUCUCGUAUUAGUGUAGAGCAAGCUCUCGAGCACCCUUACCUCCACAUCUGGCACGAUGCCUCAGAUGAGCCCGACUGCCCUACCACAUUCAACUUCGACUUCGAGGUCGUUGAGGAUGUUGGCCAGAUGAGAGGCAUGAUCCUGGACGAGGUGAUGCGAUUCCGACAGACUGUUCGCACUGUUCCCGGCCAAGGUGGCCCCGCUGGUCUCCAGAACCAGCAGGGUGUCCCCGUUCCUCUGCCUCAGGGCAACAGCCAAUGGACAGCGGAGGACCCUCGUCCACAGGAGUAUCAGGGCCAUGGAAACACGGGGCUCGAGCAGGAUCUUCAGGGAGGACUGGAUGCCUCUAGGAGAUAAGGAAACAUAUUCGCGUAUGAUAAAAGUCGGAUAGUGUCUUAGAGGAGGUUCAAAGACAUCGCUUCAAGUUCAAAAAGAGAGAGAUGCUUUAGGAAAGGGAAACAAGGACAAGUCUUGGUGAUUUCAAGAAUUUAAUGCCUGAUACGAGGAGGAUAAGUGAGGGAGGAUUCAGCUUCAAGAAGCUGAUGUGGCAUGCUUGUACAUGGGUUGAGCAGCGAUUCCCUCGUCUUCAAUUUCCAUGUCUAUUUUUCCAAACGAGAAACAAGAUGAAUACGAUAUUUCUUUAUCUGUUA